CUGUGCUUGGGUUUCAAAAUCAGUGCUGCAGCUACACUAAGCCCUCAGGAGCUGGAAUGUAGACAGUGCUCACAUACAUGUCUGCUUUCAGGAGCUGGUCCCUUGUGCUCAUCAUCCUGUUCCAUUUGUCUCAAAGAAGUACAUCCUGUGGUAUUUCAACCCAUAUAGAAAUAGCACACAGAGCUCUGGAAUUUUUCAGCCAACAACAUGACACUGUUAACUUUAAAAAGCUGUUAUUAGAACACCAGGAUGCUUAUCAGGCUGGGAGUGCAUUUCCUGAUGCUUUUUAUCCUGACAUCUGUAAAGGAGGAACAUUCCGUGAUGUAUCUGAAGAUACUCACUGGACUCCAUUUCUCAAUGCAAGUAUCCAUUACAUCCGACAAAACCAUCCUCUCCCUUGGGAGAAGGAUACUGAGAAAUUGGUGGCUUUCCUAUUUGGCAUUGCGUCACACAUGGUAGCCGAUGUGAGCUGGCAUAGCCUGGGCAUCGAACAAGGAUUCUUGCAGACAAUGGGACAAAUUGAUUUUCAUGGCUCUUACAGUGAUGCUCAUCCUAUUGGUGAUUUUGGAGGAGAUGUGUUGAGCCAUUUUGAACUUGAUUUUAACUACCUUGGGCGGAGCUGGUAUAUACCUGUCAAAGAUCUGAUGGGAAUCUACAAGCAGCUCUAUGGCAAGGAAGUCAUAACGAAAAAUGCAAUAAUUGACUGUUCGUAUCUUCAGUUCUUAGAAUUGUAUGGUGAGAGGUUGGUUCUUUCCAAGCUUUACCCAAAUUUUGCAAAAAGGUCCCCAUUUUUGGUGGACCAGUUCCAAGAUUAUUUCCUUGGUGGCCUGGAUGACAUGGCAUUCUGGACCACCAAUAUGUUUCAUCUAACAAGUUAUAUGUUACAGAAUGGGACCAGUGACUGUACCCUACCUGAGAAUCCUCUGUUCGUGGCAUGUGGUCCCAAACAUAACGACAGCCUUGGAACAAAACUGCCGAAAAAUAAAUGUCAUGCAACUUUAAAUGUAUCCUUAGCUGAAAAUGCUAAAGGAAAUAUAAAUUACACAGAAAGAGGCGUCUUCUUCAGUGUGGAUUCGUGGGCCCAAGAUUCAGUCUCCUUUCUCUACCUGACUUUCACAAAGAAGAUAAGGAGAGUGUUUGCAAGUGAACAUCCUCACCAACAUAAUUAUAUUACCAAUCCCAUAGCGUCUUACUUUCUGUCGUUUCCCUAUGUGAAGCUUGGAUGGUCAAUGAUUUCAGCCGACCUCAACCAAGAUGGCCAUGAGGAUCUGGUGGUAGGAGCACCAGGUUAUAGCAGAUCAGGCCAUGUUCAGGUGGGACGAGUGUAUCUCCUCUACAGCAAUGAUAUAGGUUUGCCGCCCGUAGACUUGGAUUUGGACAAAGAAGCACAUCUAAUUCUAGAGGGCUUUCAGCCCUCAGGUCGCUUUGGCUCUUCUUUGGCAGUGUUGGACUUCAACCAGGAUGGGCUGCUGGACUUGGCAGUGGGAGCCCCCUCGGUGGGAGCCAAGAAACUCACUUAUAAUGGGGCAGUGUAUGUCUUUUUCGGUACCAAAAAAGGAAAAAUAUCUUCUCAACCAAAUGUCACCAUUUCGUGCCAGGACAAAUAUUGUAACCUUGGCUGGACGCUCUUGGCAGCAGAUAUCAAUGAGGAUGGUGCUCCUGACCUCGUGGUUGGGUCACCCUAUGCACCCAGUGGAGGGAAGCAGAGGGGAAUUGUGGCUGCAUUCUAUUCAGAUGCUAUCCAAAAUAUCAAAGGUCAACUGAAUGUUGAGGAGGCUAAUUGGAUGGUAAAAGGGGAAGAUGACUAUGCCUGGUUUGGAUAUUCGAUUCACAGUCUCAUCCUAAACAACAGAACUCUGUUAUUGGUUGGGAGUCCAACCUGGAAGAAUAUGACUGGGCUAGGUAAUACGUUCUACAUCCGUGAUGAGAAACAGAGCAUUGGAAAGGUCUACGGUUAUUACCCACCAAGUAGACAAAGUUGGUUUACGAUUUCUGGAGACAAGGCAAUGGAAAAACUGGGCACCUCGCUAUCAAGCGGUGUUGUGGAAGUCAAUGGAGUCCCAAGACAAGUGCUGCUGGUUGGUGCCCCAACUCGUGAUGACAAGUCUAAAAUGGCAUUCUUAUCCAUGACCCUGCAGCAGGGAGGCAGUACUCGGAUAUAUGACUUGACAGCUGAGACUGGGCCCUCACUGCUCAGCAUCUUCAGUGGGGACAGGCGUUUCUCCCGCUUUGGAGGGAUGGUACAUUUAAGGGACCUGGACGAUGAUGGAUUGGAUGAGAUCAUCAUAUCAGCCCCUUUGAGGACAGGGGACUUCACAGGUGGGCUGCUUGGUGGGGAGGAUGGCCGUGUUUACAUCUACAAUGGCAAGAAUGUUUCACUUGGUGAUGCCACAAGCAAAUGCAAGUCCUGGACGUCUCCAUGUCCUGAAGAAAAGGCCCAGCACGUACUGAUUUCUCUUGAAGAAAGCUCAAGAUUCGGGAGCUCUGUGGUCACAGUGAAGUCAAAGACAAAGAAUCAAGUUGUGGUUGCUGCUGGGAGGAGUUCCAUGGGAGCCAGACUGGCCGGGACGCUUCACAUCUACGAUCUGGGAGUCGACUAGAGACCUUGCCACCGUUUCCCUGCCUACCUCUCCCUUUCUCAAGGAGAGGCCUCUGACUUCGGAUGAAGUGGCACCUCAAGUGGAGCCACUGUGAAGUAUCGUUUAGAUGGAGCUUCUGGGAAGGUAGGGAGAAGAUAGGAAGAGUAUCGGGUAACUGGGAACUGUGAAACCUUCAAUUACAUGACUCGACCAUACUAUGAAACAUCGGAAACUCCUCUCGCACACA
Molecule: messenger RNA, 2826 nt
Organism: Trichosurus vulpecula (common brushtail)
Lineage: Eukaryota; Metazoa; Chordata; Mammalia; Diprotodontia; Phalangeridae
Gene: GPLD1
Product: glycosylphosphatidylinositol specific phospholipase D1
Exons: 25
Coding region: 78-2600 (840 amino acids)
Cellular component (GO): extracellular region; extracellular matrix
Molecular function (GO): GPI anchor phospholipase D activity
Source: RefSeq, a predicted model, not a curated record